GCAGCCCGCACACGCCGUGUGUUCGGUUCGCAGCUGAGCGGAGGGCACCACGCGAGACACACUCACAGCAUAAUAACACUCCUUAACGCGACCGUUAGUUUAGUCGCAGUCUUUAGUCUCUAGCUGACGCACACACUGUCUGAACCGGGGCUGGCCGCCGUCGCCAUCGUGCUUGCGUAUCACUUGCGCGCGUGUCUACAGCAGCAGCAGCUUUUGGUGCGCUGCGUUUGUGUUUGGGCGAGGGAUUAGUUGUUGGUGGGACGAAAGUGGACGAAAGAAAGGGUUACAAAUUGCAACGUAAAAAUGUCCUUCCGAGUACGGCAAUGAAAACACUUUAGAGUGCGGGAUUUGUACACGAUCGAGUAGGCUUUGCGCGAGGCCCACCGUCUCAAGAACGGCCAAGCCAGCUGAUACUUUGCCAAAGGGGUGUGUGUGUGUGAGUGUUGAUUGUUUAACUGUUGUUUGUGCGUUCUGUAAACUGCUUGUGUGUCUGCCGAUACUGACAGUGAAAGUGCAGCGUGUAAAUCGAACCCCGUGCUGGGUGAAGGGAACAAUUUGUGCGGUCUCACAGAAACACAAUCCAGCACCGUUAAUUACUACGCCCGUCUGAAGGUGUCCUAACCGGUAACGAUUAAUGUGUGGCAUAAAACGUACACAAGUGGUGGAAAAGGCAGUGCCAAAGCGAUGCAAAACCAGUGAAGUGUCGGUGUCGAAGUGAGUCCGUUUCCUGUUGCGAAGGGAGCUUCGUGUGCAGCACUAAUGUACUGAAGAAUUCCGUAACCAUCUCCAAAACAAACCAUUUCUUCAAUUUUGAUUGCACGCACCAUAAAGCUCGCCCACGGAAGGAACAAGCGAGCGUGUCGGUCGGGUCCGGGUCCGUACUGUCUGUCUCAGCGCUCACACCCUUCGCCAGCGCUAAUGUGAUUGUCGUAAACGACUCCAACACGUCCGACUUGGUGUUGUUCUACUCAUUAACGCUUCCGCCACGGAAUAAUAGCAUCAGUGCGCGCGCGAGAGCUGGCGGGAUUUUUAUGUAUUUUUGCACGCAUCAUCGCACACCGGCCUGUCAUCGGCAGAGACGCACGCCAGCUCGCCGUUUGAGUGUUGAGUGAUACCGGAAAAGCGCCGUGACACCGGGAAGAAGGGAUCGUAUUGUAACGGGACACCGCCUCCGUUCAUCCAUCCCGGCAGUGUUGUUGUUGUGCAGCAGCUUCCCGCUUGGCAGUGAUGUACCCACUUUCGGCGAUGCUUUGCUGAGACGAAACGAUGGAAUAUGGAGGACGGUGGAGCGGACCCCGAGAACAACAAUAGUAGCCACUGUGGAAUGUUAGGUAUCAGCAUGCCAUGCGAAGGAGCCGGCCAUGACUUUAGCACCGUCCGGAAGGAACUGGAGUACGCGAACGCGAUCGCAGCAGCGCACUACGGCGCCGCCUCGGACAAGGGCGAUCGCAUCCUUAGCUAUAAACUAGAGAAUAGAAGACGAAGUGAGCACUGUAGCCGGUCGAACAGUCCAUUUCUCAACCCAACGCCGGCCGAUCUAGAGGGCCGGUGUAGCAACAGCAGCAAACCGACGGGAAUCCUGCGUACCGUCGCCCAGGACAAGAUGUCACCACUCUCGAUGCCCACCGGCCCGAGCGCCACAUCGACGACGGCCGCCGCAGCCGCCGCAGCCGUGGCCGCCGCCCAAGUACACCUGAACGGAACUAUGCAAGACAUGAUCAAUCUGCAGAAGCUGCAAAGCCUAGCCCAGCUAACGGGGGCAAGCGUUCUCGGGCCGAGUUUGGGGCUGCCGACGUCCCCGCUGCUGGGCAACUCUCCCCUCAACCUAAGCCUCUCGGGUCAGAACCACAGCCCGCAGGUGUUGGGGCUCGGGCCGGCUGCCCCAAUUGCAGCGGCCGCACCCCAGAUGCCUCAGCUGCUGCUCGCGUCCGGUCAGAUUAUGCAGGGCAUUCAAGGUGCCCAGCUACUCAUACCGACGUCUCAAGGCAUUGCAACUCAAACCAUCCUGACGAUCCCGGUCGGACAGCAGGUGAUAUCCAACAUGAGCAGUGAGGCGCUACUACAAUCGCUGAACUUUAACAACUCGCUGAGCGAAACGCUUAGCUCGCAGGCGGCCCAAGCGGCCGCGGCUGCUGCUGCCGCCAGUGGUGGUCUCUUCGCUCCACCGAGGGAUGCCCAGGGAACCGGGUCCGGUGGUGGGUUGCUUUCUACGCAGCUGCUCGGUUCGGCUGCUGGAGCGCACGCGCAACAACAUUCCCCGAAAGGUUUGCACUACGCCAACCAUCACCACCAUCACCACCAUCACCAUGGAGAUGUGAAGUUUAAGCCAAACGCUUCCUCCACCUCCUCCUCGUCCUGCUCCUCUUCGUCGGUCGUCGUAUCGGGGGCGAGCUGUAUGUCCUCGGUUCAUGAUACCCACCGGCAGCAACACCUUCCGCCCGGCCACUCGCUGUCGUCCGCGUCUGCCUCCUCCAACACGCUCGACCAUCGUUCGGCGGUCGCUGGACGCAUGACACCGGACAUGCAUCGGGUGAAACUGCAGGCGGGCGACUCGCCGAAGCGAAUCUCGCUCGUCGCAUCCUCUCCACCCGUGUCAACCCAUAGCCGACCGGCCAGCUACGCCUCCUGCUCGUCCUCACCGUACGACAAAUCGAUGACGCUGAAGCGUGCCCUUUCGCCACCGGCCACCCUGAACUGUACCACGCCGAGCAGCAGCAGUAGCGGCAGCGGCCACUCCAGCAACGGCCAUCUGCAGGUGAACGUCCACAGUGCCAUCAGUGCGGCGAGUCCACGCUCUCCAUCGGACGCCAGUGCAAUCAACAGACUUGGUCUACCGACUGGUGGAGUGGAUCUGCUCCCAUCCAAGUCGAAACUAUCGCCCGGUGGUUCGUCCAGCUCUGGCCUACCGCUCACCAAGGAUCAACCUUCAAGUCAUCCCCAUGCGUCAGUCUCGCCAUUGCACCACCAUUCCUCCUCGGGACCGUCGGCACCGGGAUCGACUGGUCGGCCAGGGUCCUGCGAUCUGGAGCUGAUAGAGCAGCAUCAGCACCAACAGCAGCAGCAUCACCGGGCUCCGUCGGCGGACGACCUGGAGCUAGAGAAACCGUCCACCGUCGGCAGUAGCAGCGGUACGGUGCAUCAGCUACAGAAGCGAUCCCAUCACAGUGCAGCCAGCACACCGCCACCGAAACUGAGCCCGGCCGGAUCGACCGGUCGGCUAUCGCACAGCGACGACGACGAUGACGACGCAUCGAACCACGAGUUUCUGGAAGAGCAUCCAAAUGAGUUAACAAUCAAUCAAACUAAUUGCAACGUGGUGGACGGUAUCGAUCUGGACGACAUCAAGGAGUUCGCCAAGGCAUUCAAACUGCGGCGACUGUCGCUCGGGCUCACGCAAACCCAGGUCGGCCAGGCGCUGUCCGUCACCGAGGGACCUGCCUACAGCCAGAGUGCCAUCUGCAGUGCUCUCGCCGCCCAGAUGUAUUGUGCAGCGCAACUUUCAUCGCAGCAGCAGCAAAUGUUUGAAAAGUUAGACAUUACUCCCAAAAGCGCACAAAAAAUCAAACCCGUGCUCGAGCGCUGGAUGAAGGAGGCGGAAGAAAGUCAUUCAUCUAGGUACAAAUCGGGCCAAAACCACGUGCCAGACUUUAUCGGUGUGGAACCGUCCAAGAAGCGGAAACGAAGGACGUCCUUUACGCCGCAAGCGCUCGAGCUGCUGAACGGGCACUUCGAGCGCAACACGCAUCCUUCCGGAACGGAAAUUACCGGCCUAGCCCAUCAGCUCGGGUACGAGCGGGAAGUUAUACGCAUCUGGUUCUGCAACAAACGCCAAGCGCUCAAGAACACCGUGCGGAUGAUGUCCAAGAGCUUCAAGAUGGAGAAUACUUAAACAAAAAACUACACACACACACACAUCAUCCAAACCGUGCCCGCGGGACAGACAACUUUAAUCGCGAACCGUAGCCAUAUAAAAUAAGGUGCCAUUCCGAUAUUUGAAUAUUGUAUAGUUAUGUAGGAUAUACGGUAGCAUGAUAUUCUAGGAGAUACGUACGUAAUGAGAGUGAUCGUGGCGAUAUAGGAUUGUUUUGCUUUAGUUUUGUUCUGUUUUCCCGGACGACCCUCACUGUGACACAAACAAAGCUUUGCUUCAGAUUGGAAAUGACCUUCGGUUUUUUGCCUUCCCACCGUUUCUGGUUCCACAAACACAUUCCAAGCUGUCAGAUAGGAAAAAGUGUAGAGAGCUAACAACAGCGGAGUAGUAAUGUUGAGUUUAUCUCGAAAUAUGUUGCACCAUUGCACAACACACUCCUUCCUUGAUAAUUGUUUUGUAACAUUCGUCGAUCGAUUCUGUUUGCUUCGCAUCUUGUGUGAACUCGUGAAACCAAAGUUCCUAAUCUUUAUAGUAAGACAACCAGCACACAGAAACCACGUAAAAGAGCAAACAAACCCAUUAAACAUAACACAUUGUCAGCAAAACCCCAGAUGGAAAGCGACCUUUCCUACACACAACCCAACUCAUAGCUGCUGGAAACUAUCUGUACAUGAUAACUAUCGAAAAAUGAAGACAAAAUCUCCUUAUCUCUCUCUCUCUGAGAUACCGUCGUUGGUGUAAAGUGUCACUCUGAUUGGAACACUGUAGUUGUAAACCAACCCAAUAGCCGUGAGUGUGUAAUAAUUGUAUAAAACAAAACCACAGAAGAAAAUCGUCGUAUCACAAAUGAAAUUCGUGCAGUUAUCGAUCCACUUUCGAGGCGUUUUGUAUAUUGAUUUGUAUUAACAAACAGCACAGAUGUUGUACAACAAAUAUCUAGUACCGAGUAGCAAGAGCAAACCGUAUCUAUUUGUUGUGAGCCAUUGAAAUUAUUAUUCGUACCGAUGAGCAUUCAUCCCACUACAACAAACGUAUCUCAGCGAUCGGUGUAAAAUGUAUGAAUUUUAUGUUUGCAAGUCACGCUUAUCCCACGAAACCAUGAAGAAUCUAUAUCUGUUGGGUAGGAAAAUGUGUCAAAUAAACAUAAAGGAACAACAAAGUCUACAGAGAGGCAGCAGAAUCACAAACAGCAACACACCAUAGAACAGGAAACAACAAAUGCUAUGCACCUUAUACUAUAAACACGAGAGGAUCACACGUGGAAGAGUCCAAUUAACUGUUUGAAAUCAUCCCAUGAAGCGCAAAACAAGCACCGUCAAGUAUGUGGAAAAGAUUGAAUAAAACUCAUUAAUAAUCGGAACUCGAAUCGGAGGGUAAAGAAAGCUGAUGAUCAGUGUCACGUUGUCACAGGGACGAAGCUGUACGAGUUAAGCAAGAGGUGCAAUUUGAGCAGUGUAAUGGGCCGGGUCGUCAUAUCAAGCCAAGAGCGUUAAAAUGUAAGAUUUAAGGCACCCCCUGUACGAGAGUAAUAAUUAAAGAACCUAUGAAAAAUACAUUUUGCAAUGCAAUAUUUUGUAAAA
Molecule: messenger RNA, 5451 nt
Organism: Anopheles gambiae (African malaria mosquito)
Lineage: Eukaryota; Metazoa; Arthropoda; Insecta; Diptera; Culicidae
Gene: pdm3
Product: POU domain, class 6, transcription factor 2
Exons: 11
Coding region: 1274-3889 (871 amino acids)
Biological process (GO): regulation of transcription by RNA polymerase II
Molecular function (GO): DNA-binding transcription factor activity, RNA polymerase II-specific; RNA polymerase II cis-regulatory region sequence-specific DNA binding
Source: RefSeq, a predicted model, not a curated record